AGAACGAUGACAGCGCUUAUUAGUCAUGACCGUAUGACUACAGAACGGUGUAUACAAUAUUGUUACAACCUAGGCUAUCCGUACGCUGGUUUACAAGAUGGUGCGGAAUGUCGCUGUAGCGAUGAGACGUAUUCAGAUUUGGGACAGGCAUCCGAAGAUGACUGUAAUACUGUUUGUGACGGCAACCCACAAGAAAUAUGUGGCGGUGGUUGGCGAAACUCUGUCUAUUCCACAGCAAACCUGCGAUGCAUUGUAAAAGCCUCACAACGACCUACGACAAAUACACCGUUGAAUGGUACGGCCAGUGUCUACCAAGGUUGUUUUAAAGAUUCCUUUUGGAGUAGAACGAUGACAGCAUUUGUUUUUCACCACGGUAUGACAACGGAAUGGUGUAUACAAUAUUGUUACGACCAAGGUUAUCCGUACGCUGGUUUACAAAAUGGUGAAGAAUGUCGUUGUAGCGAUGAAACGUAUUCGGGGUUGGGUCAAAAACCCGAAGAUGAUUGUCAUACUGUUUGUGGCGGCAACCCACAAGAAAUGUGUGGCGGUGAUUGGCGAAACUCUGUCUACUCCACAGCAAACCUUGAAGGAUGCACUGCAGAGGUCACACAGCCAUCUACAACAAUAGGUAAGCCAUUGCUAUUGAAGGUUACAGAACAUAAUACAUCUCUUGGAUAAUUUACUGAAACCAAUUAUGAAUAUCCAUGCUCUUUUCAAUUUGUGUAUAAUUUAACAUGUAUGGAAGUAUAGUUUAUCACUUUUAUUAUUUCGUUUAAGUAAAGCGUACAAAAGGAAACAAAAAUUAAGUUCAUAACAGUUUGCCAGACUUCUGGUUCUAUUAUUACAGCAGACCAAUUUUAUGGCUAGUCCUAAUAGAUUGCAUUCAUCAUUAUUAACAAUAAUAAUAGCUUAUAAGUCUAUUCAUCAUGGUUUAUCAAACCCACUCCAAACUAUUGUAAGAACCACAUCUAGUUACAACAAAUAUUUAUUAGGCAUACACUUAAUCAUGAAUAAAAAUAGAAACAAAUUAAUGUAUAUUGAGGAAAAUACGUGACUUGUUCUAAACUACUCAUUUCUUACUUUAAGCUUAUUCGUAAUUGUUUAAAAAUUCUCAAAAAACAAUAAUAAGCAAAUGGUGGCGUACAAAUGGUAGAUACAAUAUUCGAAAUGAAUUAAUUAUUUUUUAACGUCGUCGCGUUGCGUUCUUUAUAGAAUCGCGUCGGACGACGACCGUCGUGCGCAGUGCCCGGCUGGUUCCUUUCAACUUUAUGUAAUAAUAUCACUUCACAGGACGCCAAUGGAAAUAAACCUGAUGGUUUUCUUGGGCUAAUCUGACCAAUGCGUGUUAACUUGAUUUACUCCUUUUUCUGUUAUAUUUGUUAUGUUAACUUUUCCUUAUCUGUUUCUCUUGUCUGUAACUUUCCAUAUUGGCCGAAUGACCGAAAGAAAGAAUGCCCAAUG
Anneissia japonica is the source of this 1461-nucleotide messenger RNA. Its product is annotated as WSC domain-containing protein ARB_07867-like. The coding region runs from base 7 to 678 and encodes 223 amino acids. Gene Ontology annotation, cellular component: plasma membrane. The record is from RefSeq and is a predicted model, not a curated record. The transcript is spliced from 4 exons. NCBI's taxonomy places the organism in Eukaryota, Metazoa, Echinodermata, Crinoidea, Comatulida, Comatulidae.